Rhodamnia argentea is the source of this 3430-nucleotide messenger RNA. Its product is annotated as putative pentatricopeptide repeat-containing protein At1g16830. The transcript is spliced from 2 exons. Lineage: Eukaryota; Viridiplantae; Streptophyta; Magnoliopsida; Myrtales; Myrtaceae. The record is from RefSeq and is a predicted model, not a curated record. The coding region runs from base 66 to 2075 and encodes 669 amino acids. Gene Ontology annotation, molecular function: protein binding.
UCUUCGUGGCAAUCCACAGUUGUUCCCCCUCGCGCGCCGAGCUUAUGAUAUGAAUUCGGCGAGCAAUGUUAUGGCGAUGUCAAUGGACAUCGCGUCGCUGUGCUCGAAUGCACACCCUCCGGAGACUUCGCUUCUUGUCUCACGUUGAUCUCCCUCUUUCGUCACCCGCUCAAUCCUCCAUUUGCAGGGCUCACGCCUCUUCUUCCCGAGAGAACCUCCGACAAAUUCGCCAAUUCGCCGAUAAGAAGAAGCUCGCUCUGACCCCCGACGUCGUGUGCUCCACUUUGUCGAGCUGCCCCUCCGAUUUGAUUGCUCUGAGAUUCUUUCUGUGGUGCGCUAAGCUACCUGACUAUUUUCACGAUCGGCGUUCGUUUGAUCACAUGGUUAAUGUGGUUGUGCGACUUGGAAAUCGCUACGGGACCGUGAGCUGCAUUGUUGGGGAGCUGGAGAAUAUUGGGUGCGCGAAAAAGGCGCAGACUUUCCUUCUUCUGUUGAGGAUUUACUGGCAUGGAGGAUUGUAUGAGUUGGUCCUCGAGACUUUCGAGCAAAUGGCGAGGUUUGGUUUCACUCCCAACACGUUUGCACGCAACAUAUGGAUGGAUGUGCUGUUCAAGAUGGGACGGGUUGAUGUUGCUCUUGAGGUCUUGAAGCAGACUCAGGUUCCGAACUUUUUGUCUUAUAAUAUUGCGUUGUGUAAUUUGUGUAAAGUAGAUGAGCCCAGUAAAAUAAGGGAUGUUAUCAGAAGUAUGUUGAAGAAUGGUUUUUAUCCUAAUAUUGCGACGCUUGAGAUGGUUUUAAAUGCUUUUGUAAAGAAGUGUAGGUUAGUAGAGGCAACUCAAGUGUUGACACUAAUGAUAACGAUGGGUGGUGCUGUAUCUGUAAAUGCGUGGAGCAUGCUAAUAAAUGGGUUUUGUCGGCUACAGCGAUUUGAUAUGGCAGUAUAUUUGUUGGGGAAGAUGGGUGACAGUGGCUGUACCCCUAAUGUUGUUACUUACACUUCUCUAAUAAAGGGAUUCAUGGAAUCCCAGAUGGUUAAUUGUGCAUUGAAGAUAUUAAGUAUCAUGGAGUCAAAAGGGAAUGCUCCUGACUUGGUUCUUUGUAAUGUACUCAUAGAUUGUUUCUGUAAGAAUGGGCGUUGUGAUGACGCACUUGGUAUUUUCAUUAGUCUAUCUGAACGAAAUCUGGUACCUGAUUGUUACACCAUCUGCUCAUUGUUGACGACCCUUUGUCGUUUGAGGAGGUUCUCUCUUGUGCCCAAGUCAGUGAUUGAACUUGACACUGAGGCAGACCUAGUGCUUUAUAACUCUCGUUUGAGUUACUUUUGCAAGGCUGGGUUACCAUCCAGGGCUGUAGAUUUGUAUGACGAUCUGAUCGAUAGUGGUUUCACACCAGACAAGUACAGUUUUGUUGGAUUGUUGAGCGGACUUUGUGGAGCAAGAAGAAUUGGUGAAGCAAUAAAUGUAUAUAAGGGUAUUGUAAGGAGUGGUUCUGAUCUUGAUGGUCAUGUGCAUACAACCAUCAUCAAUGGUCUAAUCAAAGUUGGUAGAUGCCAUCAAGCAAUUAGAUUUUUCAGGAAAGCCAUAGAGGAGAAAUAUGAGGUGGAUGUUGUAUCCUACACAGUGGCCAUUCGUGGACUUUUUAGGGGCGGUAGAGGUCAUGACGUUAUUGCCUUGUAUGAUGAGAUGAAGGGGGUUGGCAUAUCUCCUGAUACACAAGUGUAUAAUAUGAUGAUCUCUGGAUUUUGCAAAGAUAAAGAUGCCAAAAUGGUGACCCAUAUACUGCGCGAAAUGGUCGAUGGGAGGAUAGUAUUAAGCUCUAAUAAUUUUAAUAGGAUAUGUAGUUUUCUUUCCAGAUCACACGGUACACAUUUGGCUUUUGGUCUGUUAAUCGAGAUGAGAGAUUUGGGAUUGUUUCCUGCUGAGGAAAAUGCAUUAUGUAGUCAUGGACUUGCGCCGGAUGCACGUAUAGGAGGAGAUAUACAUUAUUUAAUUCCCUCAAGCCUUUCAGAAAGUAAUUUGUCUUCAGACGCAUCUUGCUCUGAGGACAUGUCAGACAGGGCUGUUUCAGUGGGUUGAGGAAUGAUUAGUGGACGAAGUACAGAGCUAAAGCAACAGCAACCUGUGAUUAUCGGUACCGAGGAAAAUCUGCUUGUCAAUGGUACAUAUCUUGGGGGACGAUAUUGAGAAGGGAGAUUCGACAAGGUUGUGUACAUUAGAGUGCUUGAAAUGGCGUCUUGAUGAAUUGGCAGAAAAUUUCCUUGCAUAAAUUAGGAUGAAAGGUUGGAAGGAGUAAUCUGCCUCCAUGAAGGUUAGUUAUAAAAUUUAUGAAGAUUUUUUUUUUUUUUAUUUUCAGUGAUUAAGAGUUGGUGUAAAUUUUGGACUGGCAUGUAGUUGUGCAACUUGUUGACUGAAGCAUGACAAGCUAAUUGUUAUUUUUUCACUCAAAACUUGUUUGUCAUGGAUCCUCUUCCACAGCAGUCAUAACUUCCUUCCUGGUUCCAGGUACUUGAGUUUCUGUUGAAAUGGUCAAUGCGAGUCAUGCAACUAUGAUUUUAUAGCCACGCCUGAUUCGACUUCCUUCAAGAUCCUUUUAUCAGUAAUUGAUACGCAUGGGAUGAUAAUUCAGAAAGAAUCAACUCAUUUUGUGCCGGCCUGACGUUGUCGAGAGAUCUGAAGUACCUUUCUCUUCAUUUGAAAUGGCUUCUGCUGGACUGCAAUCUGCUGCAGGUGUCAUGAUGCAGAAAAUCCUAAUCUUAAUGAAUCUUGCAAUUUGGUCCCAUCCAGAGCAACCACAAUGCUGCCCACAUUCUGAUAUUGGGGGUCUUCAUUGCCUAUCUUCCUUGGUUUCUUUUCCUUAUUUGUUUUCUUGGCCCAUCAGAGAUGGAGGGUAAUACUUGGAAGUGGUGCGAGGGUCUUGUUCAUGAUUUAUUAAGAAAAGUUGUUUAUGCCACAGUGUUAAUUUACUUCACUGAAUGUUUAAUUGAUUUCUCUUGAUAUUUCAGGAGGAGAGUUCAUUGCUCCAUGCUGUCACAAAGAACCCCAAGAGUACAUUGAUUUUAUGUCUCGAUCUCGAUAAUUGAGGUCUUCUAAGGUAAUUUCUUAUUCUUUCCGGGAAAUCUUCCUUCGUAACAUGGUGACCUUAUGCUCUGGUUUGGCACACGAAAGCUAGAACCGGAUCAUGGGCUUUCAUAGAGUAUCUGCUAUUGUUGUGCAUCUGUUAGCAUAGCUACUAGGUUGCAUUCCUUCAAGUGAUUAAUCUAAAUCUCUUUUCUCUUUUGCUCAUGACUCUCUUCCUACAUGCCAGGAGGGUCUUCCUUUUACACCACGUACAGAAUGCAGGGCGGUUUUCUCUAUUAUAUGCAGAUGUGCCACCUGAUCGCUGGUGGUUGCAGUUGACACUCCCAUUCCUUGCUCUGCUAGUUAUCUCACCC